AAACUCAUCUAGGAAAGUUCGCUUCUUUUAACAUUCAAGAUAGAUUGUGAGAUGCAAGCUUCAGAAGAAGUUGAGGUUGAAAGAAUGUCAAUGAUCGGAUGGGCAACACCAGAUGCUCAAUGCGUGGAGGAGAAAAAUAAAAUACAGUGGAAAUUGGCUUCAAGCAAUUGAACAACUUCAUCUUUUGUAGGGAUAAUGUAGUUGCUCACUUCUUGAUUCAAUUACCGUUGAUGAAGUUCAAGGAAAAGAAAAGAGCCAGAAGAAACAAUCCUAUCAGAUGGAUGCAUGCACAUGGAGAAGACACAUGCAUCUUUACAUUCCCAAGGAUGCUUUGCAGGGUUUGUCUUGCAAAAAUCUUCAAAGGGAUCACCACUUCGUGCAGCAGGCAUGCCAGGCCACUUGCUUGCUACAAGAUGUGCCAAAUCAACUACCCUUUGGCUACAAAUAUCCAUCAUAUUACUGUUAGUAACUGGCCACCACCUUAACCAUGUCGUCUCCCAUUACCAUGGUUAGUGAAGUGUUAAUGUUAGAAGAAACAUCGCUGCACCUGAAGUCCAUUGACACAAAAGGAACAUCACAGACGGUCAAUAUGCCUUCAAUGGCUCCUCAGCUGCCUUUCUAAAGGCAGCAUUGACAUCCUCAGCUGUAAUCCCCUUCUCAACAUUCACAACAAGGCUAACAAUUGAAAAACUUGGUGUUAGUGCACGGAGUGCAAUGCUGUUGAGCUUGCAGUUGAGCCAAGGUAGAACAAGACAGACGACCUUGGCUGCACCGAUACUUGUUGGGACCAUGUUCGAUGCUGUUGGAACUUGGAAUUCAUUUGGAAUUCAAAAUUCUUUGAAUUAGAUCAAGCUCUAUAUCCAAGUAGUAUUUUGGUCAGUGCAAGUACUUAGUCUCCAAUUUAUGAAUAGGUCGUUGUCAUUGUUCCCUUUACAAUUCUUGCAUAUUAGUUUCAAUAAAGUCAAAGAAAACUCAUAACAAGGU
This is a messenger RNA of Rubroshorea leprosula, 984 nucleotides long. Lineage: Eukaryota; Viridiplantae; Streptophyta; Magnoliopsida; Malvales; Dipterocarpaceae. The record is from the annotation of a GenBank genome assembly.